This is a messenger RNA of Plectropomus leopardus (leopard coralgrouper), 3957 nucleotides long. RefSeq names its product transmembrane protein 150A-like. The record is from RefSeq and is a predicted model, not a curated record. Lineage: Eukaryota; Metazoa; Chordata; Actinopteri; Perciformes; Serranidae.
GGAGUUUAAAGUUAGUGGUUCCAGCUGCCGUCUGCACAGCGGUUCAUAACAAUCAGGCUGCAGGACACGGAGGACAGAGAGGACAGGGUGGACAGUGUGGACAGUCUGUGUCUCUGCGGUGAAUGAAAGCGGGUUCUUCUGAUGCUGAAGGAUUCAGUCUGCACAAAACUCGUCGCAUUGUUGUUUUGGACCAUGAACUCUGCGGCGGCUGAAGCUCAGGAGCUCAGACAGGCUGCGACUUUCUGUAACUUCCCGUCCUGCAGUCUGCAGGAGCUCAGAUGAGACGAAGAGAGUCUGAAGAUUUUUACCAGCGAACAAACUAAAGCGGAGACGUCAUCAUGUCCCUGUGGAUGGUCCUUCCUGUCAGCCUGCCCGUCUUCACCAUCACGGGGAUUUGGGUCGUAUAUGCGAUGGCCCUGUACAACCAGCACGUCUGUCCUGUGCAAAACUGGCUUUAUAAUGAGUCGUGUGAGGAGCCGCUGCCGCUCCAGAGAGGUCCAGUUCUCUGCUGCACGCUGGACAACGUCCCUCUCAUCAGUAAAAGUGGAACUCUGCCACCUGAAAGCUGCUUUUUCAGCCUCAUCUGCAGCACGGGAUCCUUCAUGGUGAUGCUGAUUGCUCUGCUGCGUUACGCUCACGUCAUAGAGAAGCACCAGAACUGCGUCCUGAACACGGCCGGCCUCUCCACCGCCUGGAUCUGUGCUGCCGGUCUCAUCAUGGUGGGAAAUUUCCAGGUGGAUUUUGCUAAAGUCCUCCACUACGUCGGAGCCGGAGUGGCCUUCCCCUCCAGCAUGCUGUUUGUGUGUCUUCAGUCGGCUCUGACCUACAGACUCGCCAAGACCCAGGACGAGUACCGGAUAGGACACCUGCGUGUGGGGAUGACUCUGCUGGCGCUGAUCUCCCUGGUGCUCAGUGGAGUUUUCUUUUGCCAGGAGAGCUUCGCCCUGCAGCACGCCUCCGCCAUUUUUGAGUGGGUCUACUGCACGCUUAUCAUGCUCUUCUACGGGACUUUUGCCUUCGAAUUUGGUGGCAUGUCGGGGGACACGCUGAUGGUGCUGUCCAGAGGAGGAGGGGGUGGGGUGUUGAGCUUUUCCACCUCUGGACACAAAACAGAAGUUGGCGGCGGCUCCAACCACCAUCAGCCAGACAGCUUGUCGAUGCUGUAACUAAACUGCAGUGCACUUCUGCGUCCCUGGAGGUCAAAGGGUCAAUCUGGAAGACACCAACAUGGAGUCCCGAGCCUGGAAGCUGCACAUGCUCACGCUCACUAUUGCACACAGCCGUGAUGCCGAAGCUGUUCUGACCAAAGACUGGCAGACUUCACAGACUUUAAACGUGCUUUGCAACAGUGUGCAUGUUACAAACAUCGCACAGGAUCAUUAGAUGCCUUGCUGAGCACUGAAAGAGAUACUCAUGUGCACACACACACGCACACAGCCCUCGCUGUUUGUUUUAACUCUCUCAAUGUAACAAUCACUCUCUGCAUUCUUGGCUGAAGUUGCCUUUUUAUCCGACCAAACGUCCUCAAAGGGCCUCAGAUGCAGCGGCGUCGGUUUGUUUGAAUGUUUAGGCGUUCAGACACCGAGCUCUCUGUUGUUUUUUCACUCAGGAAGUUUUGUUACAUAAUCAGCUUUCACUCUUUACCUCACAGUUAGGUAAAGUUUUCCAAAAAAAGUUGACAACAGAUGGACCAAAGGUUACAAUGUGCCAAAAAUAAUUCAUUUCAAGGUUCUGUGUGGAAUUUUUUAAUAUUCUUUUUAUUGCCAAAAUUAAUAGAUUGUAACAUAACUUAAAAACUGAGACCUCCAUUUUUCUCGGUUGCUUUUUGCAGCCUGUGGACUGACUGGCAUGUUUUUCUGGAAAAUUCAAAAGAUAUGACGUCAUGUGUUUUCUUCAGCUCUGCUCCAACACUAACAGUGUACAACCGCCGUUAACAUUAGCAAAGAAAUGGCGUCCACAGACGACUGUCACCAACGGUGGCAACCUAGUGGAGAAGGACCUUCACUCAGCGUCCUGCUGCAACUCGAACUCAGCCAGAGCAAGACCGAGCACCCAAGCUACAGGGGAUGAUCCUGCACCCUCUAGACUGCCCAGACUCACCGCCAGAUCAGCAAACUUUCUGUUGCUGCCGUUACACGGGUUAAGCUCUGUACACACUGUGCAAUUUUGGGCUGUCUCAGAGGAAUGAUAACCAUUGUAAGAGAAAACGUGGCAAUAUCUUUCAUCGUGGCUCUAGAACGGUGUUCCUAGUCCCACUGUGAGAGGUUCAAGGACAGCCGUUAUCAGAAAUUUUGGAUAAUCAUCUCACUAACCAACCAGCAGAAAUGUGGCAUGCAAUGACACACUGAUCAGUGUCACACUGCUAGUGAAUGCUAAAUGUUAAUAGAUGCUAAUACUUGCUUCGAGCUCUUGUUGCAAAACUGGCGUGCCAAGUUGGCGUCUCUUCCCCAGCCACGGCCGUGUCCACAUUCUCCUCGUCCUCUACUUCAGACUGUUUCAGACACACAUAAAUGCCACUAUAGCGAGGGCUUGAUUCAUGUUUGUUUACAUUUUUCUCUCACCACUAUGCCAAAGACGUUUUGUUCUUGCAUGUUGACGUCAGUGGACGUAGGUCAUAGCCUGCGGUUCAGUAGGUGAUGACAUCGAACAGUCUGCACGCAUCAAAUGUUGUCGGACUCUGUUUUUUUAGAUCCAUGUCGCACAGAGUAGCUGCACUAAAUUUUAAAGAUUGCAAAAAUCCCACAGUCUGCAGGAGGCUGCAGACCCAGUGCUGCUGCUGGCCACCAGUCCACUGUGAGCCGCGGGGCUGGGGUUGGUGCUGGGUAAAUUAGAGUCACUACAGCAGCUGAGGUCGCAAUCAAAAAACAAAAUGAAUAUCAAUAUUUGUUUAUAUAAAUAUCUAUCAAAAUAUCUCCCAUGUUAACAGCCAACGUUAAUUAUCCUGGCAGAAAGUAGAAAAAGAUGUUUUCUUGAGUUUUAAAUGGCGACAGAUUUAUGUGAAUGAUGACUUUCAGCAUUUAUUCUGAAAAUCUGCAGUUCCUAAACCCAUUUAUUUGUAAAUUGAAGUUGUGCCUCAAGAGAUAUAUACUUUAUGAACUGUUUGAAAGUGUAGGCGCUCACUCCACAAACAAGGUAUGAAAACACGUCCGUUUGGCAGCUCGAUAAAAGCCGUCUGUCUGACAAAUUGUCAUUUUAGUUAAUCAGCUUUUUUUUACGUAGCCGCCAACGUCAGAUCAAUGCUGCGUAGCUUAGCUUAGUUAGCUGGCUACCUUAGCAUGCUAUCGUUAACAAACGUUAUCUGUGCAGAUUUGUUAGUUAGCUUCCCAAAUUCCCUCCCCAGCGAACUUGAUACAUAAAACUACCCUGUUAUGACAAACGGUGUUGAUAGAGCCAACAAAAGAUGUAACAGUCCAAUCAUCUUAUUUUAUUUGUCAAAAAAGACAUUAAAAUGUAAAAGUACAAAUUAAGAGCUACUAUUAGCCAAGAGCGGUGCGCAGCCAAUUUAACGUUAACUUAAGCUAACGUUAGCCAGCCCUCGGAAAGCGAUGACAAUAAAAACAAGGAUUUUCUAAGUUACAUACAGAACCUUUAAUGAGGUUUAGUUGUUUUAUGUCCUUAUGUUAAACUAUUUUUUAUGAUGUCCACAGAAAUAUUUUGUGCAACUUUAUGUGGCAAUAUUGCCUAAGUAGCUGUUUCAUAUUUUGCCCAAAUAAGCUCUAAUGUAUAUUUUUGUUAUAUCAGCUAAAAAAAAAGUUGUAUCACUUGUUUAACUUUUUUCAAUGGGACCAAACUAUUUAUAUCGUCAUGCUGUAUUUGAUCACAUGUAGAAAUAUUUUAAAAGAGCAUAAAGUUCAGUAAUAAUGUAUGCAGAAAACAACACAAUUAAAACAAAUGAAAAAAAAUCUUUAUUUUCAUUCAUUUAAAGAAAAAUCAAACGCCUCUUGUUAAAAUGGUUUA